GGGUGCUGUCUGCUAACGGUUAUUGUAAACCCUUUGACGACGAAGGCAAUGGAUAUAUGCGUAGCGAUACGGUCGCGGUAGUAUAUCUGCAAAAGGCAAAAAAUGCAAGAAGAAUAUAUGCAACCCUCGUACACGGUAAAGUAAAUUGCGAUGGUUUUAAAGAAGAAGGUAUUACCUUUCCAUCGGUCGAGAAGCAAAAAAUAUUGUUGAAUGAAUUUUAUAAGGAAUGUGAAAUCUCGCCCAAUGAGUUAUCUUACAUAGAAGCUCAUGCAACUGGUACUCUUGCUGGUGAUCCCGUAGAAGUUAUGUCUAUUGACCAGACUUUAUGCGCUAAAAGAAACAGUCCUUUAUUGAUGGGCUCGGUAAAAUCAAAUAUUGGACAUUCCGAACCCGCCAGUGGCCUUUGUCAAAUCGCAAAGAUUUAACCUGUAUACAGCUCGUACCCCGAAAAGGAGAUCGACGCAGAUUAAGUGCAAGCGCAAGUUUUUUCUCGCCGGCAUUCAAGCCCCUAGCAACAACAGCGCGCCAUUACGCACGACACGCUAUUAGUCGAGAUCCGUUCAACGUUAGUGCCUCAUCGGGCAGCCCGUACAACCGAUUUUCUUCCUUGGCGAGGCUGUUCCUGACGGUUGAACUUCUGCAUCCUGUGCAACGGCUCAUCGCAGUUUGUCGUAGUCGUCGAGACCUUCGUUCUGUAACGUUGUCCUUUCAAUUACUUGUGUUAUCAGUGCAUGCGAUCUCGUGUCUCGUGUAAGCUUUCCCCCACGAAUAAGCGCAUGGUGUCGCCGCAUAAAUUUUGUGCUUAUUUAGCGUGCGUUUGCGACGUCGUAACCUUGCGCGUACCAUUGUAACGCUCCCUAUUGCGCUUUACUCCUCUGUAAUCAUGUCAGAACCGGCGCGUGUGGAAUUAUACCGCGUUCCUAAAAUUCCGCCAUUUUGGAAAAGCGAGCCGGAAGCGUGGUUUUUGCAAGUUGAAGCGUCAUUGCGCGUGGCGGGAAUUACUGUCGAUCGAACCAAAGCCGACUAUUUGUUAACGAGCGUAAACACCGAAGUAGUCGCACAUAUCUCUGAUUUACUUAAAGCGGAUCCGCCGCCUGAUAAUCUAUUCGAGCGUCUCAAAGAGCGUAUUUUAUCCGUUUACGCGACUUCGCUUUCCAAAUCUCGCUUGCAAAGCCUGUUAAAAGGUCAGAUGUUAGGCGAUCAAAAACCUUCACACCUUCUUAAUCAUAUGAAUAAUCUUAAUAACGGUCAGUGCAGCCCAGCGGUGCUCAGAUCUUUGUUUAUCGAGCAACUUCCUGUCUCUCAUAAAGCCAUUUUAGCCGCGAUUAACGAGCAAGAUUUGCAUAAGCUGGCCAAAAUAGCGGAUAGGAUUUCCGAGACUAAUAACCCGAAUACAUCGGUAGUACCGUUCGUCGUUACGGUAAACCAAGCGAAAAAUGUUGCACCCUCAUCUAGUAUCGAUAAAAAAUUAAACCAACUUACUAAGCAAUUCGCGGCCCUUAAUAAAGAGGUGUUUAAAUCGCGACGUAACCGAUCUAAGUCUAGAGGUCGUUCUCCCGCGCAAUCGCAAAGCGCAGAAAAAUCCGACCUUUGUUAUAUCCACCGUAAAUACAAAACCAAGGCGACAUCCUGUCGCAAGCCAUGUUCUUGGCAAGAGCCUAAGCAGUUGGAAAACUAAAAUCCCCUCCUCGCAACGAGACGGUCGGGGAUAACGGGGCGACUCAAAGCCGUCUUCACGUUUUCGACCGCAUUACAGG
Messenger RNA from Temnothorax curvispinosus, 1757 nucleotides. Its product is annotated as fatty acid synthase-like. Gene Ontology annotation, biological process: fatty acid biosynthetic process. NCBI's taxonomy places the organism in Eukaryota, Metazoa, Arthropoda, Insecta, Hymenoptera, Formicidae. The transcript has 2 exons. The record is from RefSeq and is a predicted model, not a curated record. The annotation marks the transcript as partial. Gene Ontology annotation, molecular function: fatty acid synthase activity.